GUCAUUUUCAAAAUGGACUGUGUAAAUUCAACAAUUCAUCCUUUUGUAAAUUUGUUAAGAAAAUGUUAAUUUUAUCGUGUUUGGAAGUGUUAAAAUGCAAUUAAAACGUUUCUAAUUAAAAGGCUGUUGUACCCACAAUCGAAAUGGCUACCAGCGAUAGCUCCGGCUUGGAGUUUCUAGACCUCACAGACGUUGACGAAUAUGAAAAGAAUCGCCUCCUAACAUCCCUACAGCCCUUACAAACAAAUCAAAAAUUCCCUUGGUUCAUAGGGGAUUCACAAGGGCUUAAAACCACUCACACAAAAAGACAACCAAUAACAAUAGUCAAUCCAGAAAAUGGCCUAAUUGUACCAUUAAACCCUAAACCAGAACCUGUCAGUAUCCAACCCUUUUAUAACCCAUUACCACAGUAUUAUCCUGUUGUAACCGCAAUCCCAACUGGCCCGGUACACAUUCCUCCUCAAUCCUAUCCAGAAACUUAUCCAGCAUACACCUAUCCUGUAAAGCAACCAGUCUAUUAUGGAGUGCCUCCAGCACAGCCCCUGUUUGUAUCCCACACCUCUACCAGUUAUUAUCCCAACAACGAUUAUAUGGUAGAGCAAAGUGUAGAUUUGAAGCCUUUAUCAGCUGACGUUCCUGAAUUUACUCCCAAGAAUUUACAACCUGUUAUAAUUGAACCUCCAGAACCAGAAGAAGAAAUUACAACCGAACAAGAAGUUGCCCCUAAAAGUGUGUGGGGUGCCAAAAAAUCCUGGGCAAGUUUGUUCACUCCCAAGGACAGUCCCGAAUUAAAUGGAAUUAAAAUAUUUCCUCAAAUCAAAGAGUCAAAUAACAAUGAAUGCCCCAUUAAAAAUCCCAAAAAAAAUCAAUUCAUUGAUCCUGAUUGUUACAGGAUGGGCGAGUUUUUGCUUAAUUACUUAGUCGAUGGUAGAACUAUAAGUCUACAGCCUAGAGGCUUGAUUAAUCAAAGCAAUUAUUGCUACAUUAAUUCUAUAUUGCAAGCUUUAAUUGCUUGCCCCCCUGUAUAUAAUCUACUAAGCGGAUUGGCUGAAAAUAUUACAUCUAAUGCCAAAAGGAAACCCACACCUGUUAUUGACGGAAUGUGUAAAUUUGUUAAAGAGUACAAACACUUGCCUGCCAAUAUGCGUGUGAGCAACAGAAGGUCUGAGGGCAACAAAAAGGAUCAGAAAAAAGAUCAAGGAGUUAUGAUCAAUACUGAUAUUCCGUUCGAGCCUGCUUGGAUUUAUAAAAUUUUGCACAACUUGCAAACUGAUUUGAUGGAGGGACGUCAAGAGGAUGCUGAGGAAUUUUUAGGGUGUUUGCUCAACAAUUUGAGCGACGAAAUGUUAGAGUUGAUGAAACUUGUGGACACUUCGGAAAAGACCACCAACCAAACAGAAGAAGAUGAAGAGUCCUGGCAGGUCAUGGGCAACAAAAACAAAGGUUCAGUCUUGAGAAAAACCCAAUUUGAAAAAACCCCAAUCACUGAUAUAUUUGGAGGCUCCCUAAAAUCGAAAAUAAACAGGAUAGGAGGGCUGAGUACCGAGAAUACUCAGCCUUUCCUUACACUUCCUUUAAAUAUUGAGAAAGUUAAGACUGUAUGUGAAGCUCUUGAAGCCCUAACAGGCAAAUACCAAUUGGAAGGACUAACAUCCUCGAAAACUAAUGAAGAAAUUGAAGCCUGGCAACAAGUAAUGCUGGACGAAUUGCCUGUCAUAUUGGUACUUCACUUAAAAUGUUUUGACUUCAAAUUGGAUGGGUGCACCAAAAUUGUUAAGGCCCUUGAAUUUCCUAUUGAUUUGAAAAUUGAUGCCAAACUUUUGUCUUCAAAGACAACCAGCGCUAAAGAAAAACAAUACAAACUAUUUGCCAUUGUUUAUCAUGAAGGAAAAGAAGCAACUAAAGGACAUUAUGUCACUGAUGCUUUUCAUGUGGGCUACAGUAGUUGGCUGAGGUAUGACGAUGCCUCAGUUAAACCAGUUCUAGAAGAGGAUGUGUUAAAUCCUCAAGGAACCAGGGUACCCUAUUUGCUAUUUUAUCGUCGUAGUGAUACAAUUAGGAGUAGAUAAUUAAUUUGGCUUAUACAUUUGUUAAUUACUAUUAAGUGUCUUUUUAUUAAUUAAAUUUAUAUAUAAAAAAAAUAGUUUUAUUAUAUUGUUUAGGACAUUGAAAUAGCUGUUCUCCUGACUACAGCACUCAACAAUUCAUUUUUAUCAGGUUGCUCAGUCAUAAUGCUCAAUUUAACCCAUUGCCUUGUCUGUGAAGAUUGUUUAAUUGCACCAAGUACUGCUUGAACGUACAAACCAUCUUCAAAGUUUGCUGCACUAGAAACUAAAAUUGCUUCACUAUAAGUAUUGCUAAUUUGCAUUAAAUAAUUAUUACCAGGCUCCUUGAUCCAACCAGCUUGAUCAUUAACAGGCAAAAAGGCCUCCCUUAAAGCAGCAACCAUUUUACACAAACCUUUAAUAAACGUUUUAGGCAGAGUUGAAUUUGGAACUGGACAUUUUAAGUCUUCAACAUCCAAAUAAAUUACUUCUUCAGUAUUUUUAUCUUUCCUGCCAAAUAAAUCUCCAUUUCUGACUGCUAAAUGCCCAGUACUACUACAAACAGUCACUUCUUGUUGAAAAGUACUGCCAAUUGUGUGACUGUUAAUUGAAACAGUUACCAGGACCUCAUUUGCGAGUUCCAUCUGGAAUGCGCAAAAAUCUGGAGCUGUUAUUUGCCUAAUACCUUUAACUGUGUCUGUGUGUUUUGUGAAGGUCCUUACAACUCCGUGCACCCUUACAGCCCUUUCUCCAGUUAGAAAAGUUACUAAAUCUAUUAUGUGACUACCAACUAAGUUUAGGGUUCCACCUCCCAUCAUUCCAUCACAUUUCCAAUCAAAACAAUCAACCUCAGUGAAUAAAGAGCCUGUUUGGAUUCUUAUAUCAAUAAGAGUCAUGGGUGAGCCUAAAUAAUUUUCCUCCAAUUUUUUUUUCAGUUGCACAAAAGCUGGCAAAAAUCUUGAAAAGAUGUUUUGUUGCAAAUUGUUUGAGGCAACCACAAAAACUCUUACCUAAAUGAGUGAUUUAUAAGCGAAAUAAGCGAAGGAUAAUACUGCCCAGCCCUGACCAUUUUCAAAGCAUCGGCCUGGUUUAGUCCGGCUGGUUUAUCGCAAACUACAUGUUUUCCAAUUCCUAAAGCCUUAACGGAGAUUUGAGCGUGCAAAUUCGGCGAGCAUAGGACAAAGAUUAAGUCCACGUCCUUUUUUAGUAGGACGUCGUCGAUUUUGUUGGUAAAAAAGGGAAUGUUGAGGGUCUUGGCAGCUUCCUGGGCCUCUUGGAGGGUCCGGCUCCAGAUCGCUUCGAUUUUGAAGCCGUUUUCCCGCAGGAGCGGUACCAGGACUUUGACUACCGGGCCGGUACCGAAUACGCCGAUACCAGGAAGCAUUUUAUGAUUUUUAUUAAUAAUUAGUUUAUUUUGUAGGUUGUAUUUUUUUUUUGUUUAUGUUUAUUUACGUUUUUAAAUGUCAUUUGUUUGUCUGUGGCUUAUGGGGCCAUUACGCAAGGAUGAUACACACUACUACUACAACUACAGGAUGGCCUAUCUUCAUGGAUCAUGGCCUGUGUGUAACAAAUCCCCCCGGCCCACGAAAUUACCAGUUUUUUCGUAGGCAGCAUGUUAUAUCUCGCCUUGACGCAGUCUGUUUAAACAGCCAACAACUUAUUUUUGACGUCAGAAAUGGUAACACACCAAUACGGCGG
Molecule: messenger RNA, 3743 nt
Organism: Ceutorhynchus assimilis (cabbage seed weevil)
Lineage: Eukaryota; Metazoa; Arthropoda; Insecta; Coleoptera; Curculionidae
Source: the annotation of a GenBank genome assembly